Messenger RNA from Punica granatum (pomegranate), 1356 nucleotides. NCBI's taxonomy places the organism in Eukaryota, Viridiplantae, Streptophyta, Magnoliopsida, Myrtales, Lythraceae. The record is from RefSeq and is a predicted model, not a curated record.
AACAAACGAGCGGGCAGAUACAGCGAGAGGAGGAAAGGAGGACACAGAGCGCGAAACUUCCGUUGCAGUAAGAAGGUCGUCCGUCUGGUAUCCGCCAUUGUUAUCACGCCUUCGAAGCUCUGGCCUGUACGGAAAGAGAGAUGAGCGGGAUGAAGAAGAGAAUGCUGGUGGUGGGGGGGACUGGGUACUUGGGGCAGCACCUGCUGCAGGGGCUCUCGGAUGCUUUCGAUCUCGCCUUCACUUACCAUUCCCAUCUCCCUAAGCUCCUGCUCGACUCCAUUCCUCACUCCCUCGCCUUCCGCGUCGACCUGCAGACGGGCCAAGGCUUGGACGCCAUUGCACAAUCAUUCGGUCAGCCCGACUUUGUUGUCAACUGCGCCGCUCUUUCGAUUCCUCGUGCCUGUGAAGCGGAUCCGGCUGCUUCAAUGUCUAUCAACGUCCCUUCUUCUCUCCUACGGUGGCUGUCCACAUUCAGUGAGAAGGAAUAUCUGUUCAUCCACCUAUCAACUGACCAAGUUUAUGAAGGUGUCAAGUCUUUCUACAAGGAAGAGGAUGAAACCAAGCCUGUGAAUGUUUAUGGGAAAUCGAAAGUGGCAGCAGAACAAUUCAUACAUGAAAACUGCUCCAACUUUGCAAUCUUGAGGAGCAGCAUCAUCAUCGGGCCGCAGACUGUUUCACCUUUGCCCAAAUCUCUUCUGAUUCAGUGGAUCGAUGGCGUCCUCUUAAAAGGAGAUGAAGUUCAGUUCUUUGAUGACGAGUUCCGCUGCCCAAUUUAUGUCAAGGAUGUUGUAAAGAUCAUACAAGCUCUGACAGAUAAGUGGGUGACAGAGGGGAAGCAGAUGAGAUUGCUACUGAAUGCUGGGGGACCAGACCGAGUUUCUCGUGCUCAAAUGGCUGAGACUGUGGCGCAUGUUAGAGGAUACAACACCUCCUUGAUCAAGCAAGUUUCUGCUUCAUCAGUCGACCGAGGUGUUAAGUCCCCCGCAGAUAUAUCCAUGGAUAUCAGUAAGCUGGUUGAGAUGCUGAACGUCUCUCCCACAUCAUUCAAAGACGGUGUCAAGUUGACUCUUGAAGCUUAGACAAGUUCCUGAUCGCUUCAAAGUUUGAUGGGCUUGAGGAACGGAAGGAUCCAAGUUCUCUGAUGGAAAUGCUGGCUUUACUUGUUAGAUGAGGCAAAUAUUUGCUGGAACAGGCCAUCUGUUGUAACAUGAAUAUCUGUAUCGAAAUAUAUCAUUCUUUUUGAAUAAAUAACUCACGGGUCGUUUGGUUCAAUUGUUUCUGAUGCUGGGAGCUUCGGUAUUAUUAAGAAUAUGUGUAUCAGGAAAUUUUUCUAUUUUAACUUUAUUGAGCGUACCA